Messenger RNA from Lathyrus sativus (Indian pea), 714 nucleotides. The record is from the annotation of a GenBank genome assembly. Lineage: Eukaryota; Viridiplantae; Streptophyta; Magnoliopsida; Fabales; Fabaceae.
AUGAAGCAUAGUCAAAGAAGUGUUGCUGAGAUAGAUAAGAAGGUUCAUAGAGAAUUUGCUCACUGGUUCCGCAAUCGUAUUUGCAACAAUCUUGACAACAUUCAUGGACCAGAUAAAGAUGUUCUCAUUAGCCUUGCUUAUGGCCCUUUUGAUAAAGUUAAAAGAUUUACUGCGUUCAAUGUCAAUGGAUUCAAAUUUCGAACAUUGGAACUAGAUAAUCUUUUAAAAACUCAACAUAGUGGCGUUUUUGGCUUGUUUGGGACACAAAGUUAUUCAAGCAAUAGUGAUACCCAAAUGAGAUUUGGAGGGGUCCCUUACUAUGGAACAUUGGUAGACAUUAUUGUGCUUUCCUACGAUGGCUUCAAAGUGCCCAUGUUUAAAUGUGAAUGGGCUAAUGCCACAAACCCAAGAGGCAUUAAGAUAGAUAAGUUGGGUUUUACUUCUAUAAACUUUACAAAACUACUACAUUAUGGGGAACAUGAAGAUAAUGAGCCGUACAUUCAAGCGUCAGAAGCUCAGAUGGUUUUUUAUGUGGAUGAUGAGAAUGAACAAGGGUGGAGCAUACCUGUUCAUUUGAAGCCAAGAGACUUGUAUGACAUGGGUGGAAAUGAUGAAAUUAUGUCACCCAUUGAGCCAUAUCCAUCACAAAAUUCGGAACAAAUUUUUUUUAAUAAUGAUAUUGGAACUUCAUCAGCAAAUGAUAACAAUAAUUAA